CUACCGCCGGGGGGUCCAAUUUAGCCUCGUUUAUCCUUCGACACGCAGGGGGACACAACAGCGGAGGACAGAAAACAAUGUUCAUUCCAUUAGACUGAGAAAGACUGCCAAUCUAAACCUGUGCGAUAUUUUAGAUCAGCGCAGUUUACCUACUCAUCAGUCAUAUUGUCGAUAAAAAGGACAUAUAUUUUUGGGACAUGUAAUAGGAUAUCAAGUAUUGUGUGACCGACACCCACCGAACAGUAAAGGAUGAAAUAAGGAUGAGCCCACCAGGGCUGUAGACGCGCCCCAGCUGGAGACAUGUUCUAAGAGCAGCAGCAGACCUGCACUGUGGCCACCAUGAAAGGGUUAGGUGCCAAUCGCAGCCGUCACCUGUCGGACUCUUGUGAGCCAUCGGGGGGCCCCCAGAAGCCCCUGUACCCCUUGACCGCUGAUCCCCAUGGUCCCUUCCUCCUGAGCCCCACCAUGAACCACUACGGCACCUUGGACCCCCACCAACUCCACCACUACCAGGCCUCCAACCCCCAACCCCUGCCUCCGGAGUGCCUACUGCCCCUGAACCAGAUGUCCAACAGCAGCACCUUCCCCCGCCUCCAUGUCACCUCCCAACCGGAACAGUCUGACUACUCCCAGGGCUGCAUGGUCCCUGCCGGGGGCGGAGGUAGGCCUGGUGGCAGCCGGGUGGGCACCCUGUCCACCUCCAUGUCAAUGGGUAUGGGCCUGGGUCUCAGCGGGGCUCCCAUGAUCACAAGUGGAUCAGCUACCAUCUCUUCUGCGGCAGCGGCCAAGAUGAACCGGCUGCCAUCUAACCUGUUAGACCAGCUGGAGAAGCACCUGCCCCUGCAGAGGGAUGGCUUCAGUACCCUCCAGUUCCACCGGGGUAGGGUGGCCAAGCAGCGCAGCGAGAGUCCCGGACGGAUCCGCCACAUCAUGCACUCUGUCCAGAAGCUAUUCAACAAGUCCCAGUCGCUGGAGGGCUCGGUGGUCAAGGGCAACAUGAACAGCACUACAGGGGGAGGUGAGGAGGGGACCAGGCAGACCUGCAGGAGUAAGAGUAAAGACAGGGCUAAGACUGAGACGCUGAAGCAGCAACCUAGCAGGCAAAAUGCACUGGGGCUUUGGAGCUCAGACGAUGCCCUGGAUAGUGACACAACCACCAAAGUUGGCCCUAUCGCCGUGGGCUACCGUAACCCACUUAGCAUGAUGACGCUGGGCAGGGCGGUGUCUGACAGCCAGGCUCCUCCCAGGCAACUCCCACAUGGUUACAACACCAUCUCUGCCCACACACUCAAAGCCUCCAAGAGCAGCAGCGACCUCAAGUACCUGACAGGGACCAGGGGAGGGGAGCUGGUGGGAGGAGGAGGCAGAGAGAGCACCCUGGUGAAGCGAGGCUCCUGGUCCACCCUGACCCUCAGCCAGGCCAGGCAGGUGCUCCAGAAGGGUUCAGCCACUGUCAACAGGACGCUGCUCAAAUCCAAGUCGUGUCACCAGGACCUGACCUGUCAGUACCUCCAGGUAGGAGGCCCAGUUCCACUGGGGGACUGGAGUGCUACGCUGGGGGGCCGGGGCCGGCCCAGGGGCCUUGAGAUCCCCUGCCGGAGGAUGCGUAGUGGCAGCUACGUCAAGGCUAUGGGGGACAUGGACCAGGACAGCGAGGACUCAGAGGGAAGUCCUAAACCCUCGCCCAAAAAAGCCGCCCGCCGCCAGAGCUACCUGAAGGCCACCCAUCAGUCCCUGAGCGAGCAUCAGCCUCCACCACCACACAAUUGUCUCCCCUCCCUGAGAGAACUCUCCACCAAUCGGAGCCUGGACAACCUGGACUGCCUGGUGAGCCCGUGCGAGCCCCCGAUGGCCAUGCGGCACUGGGACGAUCGCAGAGACUACCACCAAGGCUAUGCUACCCUGGGCAGGGCCAUGAUGAGCAGUGGUCAGGUGUGUGGGCAGGGCUGUGGGCGCUCGCUGUACUGCGAGGCGGAGUCCCAGGCGGUGGAGGCUCUGGACCUGCCCACACCGACGUACUUCCGCUCCCGCAGCCACAGCUACCUGCGGGCCAUCCAGGCUGGCUGCUCCCAGGAUGAGGACACCGCCUCAGUGGACUCUGAUUCACCUCCACCCACCACCACCGGCUGCACCCAUAUCUCCAGCACCACACUCCCUAGGUGUGUAAGCAGCUCCUGUAAGAAGGGCCCACCACCGGUACCUCCGCGCACCACCUCCAAGCCCUACAUCUCUGUGACGGUGCAGAGCAGCACAGAGUCGGCCCAGGACACAUACCUGGACCAACAGGACCACCGCAGCGAGGCCAACAGCCAAUCAGGACGCAGCAACUCAUCCGAUAGCCUCUGCAGCCUGCGUACAGGCAGCCUGGCCAAGGGCUCUCAACCCCGGGCCCUAGCCCCCGUCACUGCCCCUGUCCCUGCCCCAAGGGACUCCCACCCACUUCCCUUCUUCAGCACCACCACAAGUACUGGCACCCAGGUUGAGCCCCAGAAUGACACUCUAAACCCAGGCCCCAGCCUCACUCCAGACCAGUCCCUAACCCUUCCAGAGCCUGUUCCCACAAAGAGGAAGCUCUCGUCUAUCGGCAUCCAGGUGGACUGCGUUCAGCCAAUCCAGAGAGAGGUUCAACCGCCCCCCUCGACCAAGUUCCAGUCUAUUGGAGUGCAGGUGGAGAACGGCAGGCCACUCAGCCGGGCCAGCAGCAUGGCCUCCAGACAGAACACGGAGACAGAGCCUCAGGACUCGCAACAAGACGCCCAUCCCUCAGAAAACAACAGUAGAGCCAACUGCAACAGCCAGCCGGUAGAUCCCGCCCCCGCUGCCUCCAACGGUGAGGAUAGCGCGAUGGCAUGGCAUCCCCCCAAACAUGCCCCAGUCCAGGCCAGAGUGUCUGCCUCCCCCCCAGAGAGAUUGGACCCGGCCCUGGACCCCUCCUCCCUGCCCCCUCCAGACCCCAGCUUGGAGAGUGGCAGUGUCCAGGGAGAUGCAGCCCAGCCCGGCACGCCCACCUGCCUCCGGGAUGGCAACUGGUUCCUCAAACUACUACAGGCUGAGACGGCACGUAUGGAGGGCUGGUGUCAACAGAUGGAGCAGGAAACCAAAGACAAGGACAUCUCAGAGGAGGUGAUGGGGACGGUCCGCAGUGCAGUGGGCAGUGCCCAGCUCCUCAUAGCCCAGAAGUUCCAGCAGUUCAGAGGACUCUGUGAUGAGAACCUGAAUGUGAAUGCCAACCCUCGGCCCACAGCCCAGGAUCUGGCGGGGUUCUGGGACCUCCUGCAGCUCUCUGUAGAGGACAUCAGUGUCAAAUUUGACGAGCUCUGGCAACUCAAGGCCAACAACUGGCAGCUGCCAGAGAAGAAGGGGGAGAGGAAGGUUGUUCCCCCCUCUGUGCCAAAGAAGACGUCCAAGCUGACCCCUGGGAAGGACCGGAGCGUGGACUCUGUGGUGGACAAGCAGCGGCAGGAGGCCAGGAAACGCCUGAUGGCGGCCAAACGCGCGGCGUCGGUACGACAGAACUCUGCCACGGAAAGCUCAGACAGCAUUGAGAUUUACGUCCCCGAGGCCCAGACACGCCUCUGAGAACAGACCGCCACCGGCACUCUGCUCCCCCAUGAAGGAACAGCCUCUCUCACCCAUAUAUAUAUAUAUAUAUAUAUAUAUAUAUAUAUAUAUAUAUAUAUAUAUAUAUAUAUAUAUUUAUAUAUACAUAUACAUAUACACACACACACACACACACACACACACACACACACUGCUCCCCAUGAAGGAACAGCCUCACACCCAGGGGUACAGAGCCCGGUCCCCUAAUGGCAGCGCAGCAUACAAUCAGAGUAGAACCCAGGAGAGCACAGGCAUGCUAAAAAUACAGAACAAUGCAAAACCACUUCCUUCCUGGCUGCCAUGGAGAUGGAGACCUCAACAGACAUUUAAUACUAUUGUUAUUACUAUUAAUAUUAUAAUUAUUAUUAUCUCCUCCUGAAAUACAUCAAGACUGUCUUAAAUGUGCAUCUUGGAUAAAAGGACAUCCUUAUUCCUUGUCAGCUGAAGAAUCUUGGUAUCCCAGAAGUUUACUCUCUUCUCACCCCCUCACUUCUUCUGAGUCUGCGAGCUGGGCUGGGCUAGUCCAGGCAGCCUCUCUCGUUUACCACACACACUCAGGAUACACACAGGUGUACUCAUUCACUGUCCACACAGUCUUCCUAUUUUCUCUUUGUAUUAGGCUGCCACUCCAUUGGUUGUGGACGAUAAGCUUUACUCUGUAUGGAAUCUAUAUGAGAUGGUGUUGUCGUGUACUAAGGAAGACCGUAGCAUUCUAUCUAUCUCAAACUGGUUACCAUAAUAGUUUUGUAAAUGUUCUUUACCAGAUUGUUUGUUAGACAAGGUCCAGUGUUCAGUACUAAGGUAGUUUUUCUAUAGACCAAGUACAUGUACUGUCAUGAUGAUAUUCGCACAUGAUGCAAUCAUUCUCUCUCUCUCAUAAACACGCACUAUGCUGUCUGUCAGUGUCUGUGCAGACUCAUGUUUUAUGUCUUCUAUGCCCUUUUGAGGGAAGAAGAGAGAUUACCAGGGCCAGCUGAUGUGCGCUAAGGUAGGAAUGUAAUAUGCAUUGAAAAUAACUUGAUAACUGCACCUUUCACGCCACCUGUUUACCAGGUUACUUUACCCAUAUUUGUUGCAGGGGACCAUGAGGUAUUGUGCACCACUUAAUUACAACAUUCCCUGUUUCCUACUCAACCUCCAGUACAUUUGAAUCAGAAAGUGGAAUCAACUAUAAGCUCUCCUUUUUUCCUGAUUACCUAGACUGGUUUAUUUUCAGCGGCGUUGGCCAGAGCUCUGCCAGUGGUUUUGGGAGACAACUCGUAUAAGCAAUAAGUAAAAUGGGAUGUUUGACCUAGCGAUGUAAAAAUGAUUCUGAUGCCCCGUCAAAAAGCAACAACCCCUAGCCCCUAAAUUUUCAGUGUUCUCAGAUCUGAAGUGAUAGGUGAAAGUCAAACAAUAUGUGAUGAGUCUACCUUGUCUUACAAUGUUCCAUGAGGAGCUUCAACUAUUCUUCUUCCUCCUGUCUAAUGCUUAGGCUAUAAGCUAUUUUCUCCAGGUGAGCCCGCAGUCACUUAACAAGCCAACAGUCGAACAAAUCAUAACAGCGCUUUGGUCAUCAUACACCAUUAAUAACCACUACUUCAUUGGUCAAAGCCUUAACACCAACUGUCAAAUUAAUAAUUAUCCAAAAGAAUGACAACAUAGCAUUUCUUAGUUUCUAAUGUAUGCUAUGUAUCACUUAUCUGUGCAUUGAAAAGGUCUAAGAAUCAAAACGUUUCAGACUAUACUCGAGAUGAAUUAAUGUACUCUUAUUAUGGUGUCUGGCUGGCAGUUUGACGUCUUAUUCCUGUGUACAGACAGAGGCACAUUGUGGAGAUAAUUUUUUUAAACAUUUUGUAUGAGACAUUUUCUGUGACUGGUUUGAAUUGACCAUGCAGUCAGCCAAAAACCACUAGACUGUUUUGACCUGUGCCACAGGUUAUAUUGGUCUUUUUCUGGAUUUGGAGAGAAUUGAUGGUGCUUUAUAGGAUUGUACUGUGGUGUGGAGUUUGAAUGCCUUCUUAGAGAAACAUGUCAGCAUCAUUGAAAAAGAGGUGUAUUCACACUAUCACACUACAGCAUACAUGUGUAUAUGAGCUUUCAGCUUUGCAUUUCUCGUAACAUGAGUCAUUUUUCUCAUGAAUUGCCAUGUUCCACUCAUUCGCUGAAUUCCAACUCAACCCUCUAGCCUAGGCACUCCUGUUAGAUCUGAAAUGAUUGGAUCGGUAUGGAGAAAUUCCACCCAGUCUGUCAGAACUAAAGAACCUCUGAUCAGAAGGCAAAGUGCCGCGAUUACGUUAUUGCACAAAGCUAUGCGAGGGAUUGAUUUGGAAUUUUGAAAAAUAUCUGCAAUUUCAGGAUCUCAAUGCAACUUGUCCCCUUGAAGAGCUGGCUCUCCUCCUAAAUGGCUAACACCUGUGCCACAACAAGGCUGCCCUCAAAGUGCUCGUGUGAUCCACAGUCAGUUUUGUAUUUUUAGCUCAUAAUGUAAAAUAUGGCAAUUAGUAGAACUGGGAAAGCAGCUGAUGCAGGAGCACCAGUAUGUUAAUUAUUGUUUGUUUAUUUGUAAUACAUCAAAUACGGAUGUGUACAUUUCAUUGUCCAAAGAAAUCAUUAAACAUCCCUUUGUUACA
This is a messenger RNA of Salmo salar (Atlantic salmon), 6212 nucleotides long. Lineage: Eukaryota; Metazoa; Chordata; Actinopteri; Salmoniformes; Salmonidae. The record is from RefSeq and is a predicted model, not a curated record.